Blumeria graminis f. sp. triticale is the source of this 75-nucleotide messenger RNA. NCBI's taxonomy places the organism in Eukaryota, Fungi, Ascomycota, Leotiomycetes, Helotiales, Erysiphaceae. The record is from the annotation of a GenBank genome assembly.
AUGCGCUCUACAACCUCAAUGAUGGAGGGCUCAUUAUUUCCUCAAUAUAAAAAAUAUCAAUCAUCUUUCAAGUGA